Betta splendens (Siamese fighting fish) is the source of this 4727-nucleotide messenger RNA. It is a transcript of the gene hoxc10a, whose product is annotated as homeobox C10a. Gene Ontology annotation, molecular function: DNA-binding transcription factor activity, RNA polymerase II-specific; RNA polymerase II cis-regulatory region sequence-specific DNA binding. Gene Ontology annotation, cellular component: nucleus. Gene Ontology annotation, biological process: regulation of transcription by RNA polymerase II. The transcript is spliced from 3 exons. Lineage: Eukaryota; Metazoa; Chordata; Actinopteri; Anabantiformes; Osphronemidae. The coding region runs from base 108 to 1481 and encodes 457 amino acids. The record is from RefSeq and is a predicted model, not a curated record.
CGUGUCCUAUAUAACUAAUCCUCGACGGUUUCGUGUCCACAGCUCUGGCGCAAAGCAAAGAACACUUACACAAUAGUCUCCUUUCCAAAGCAAGUCUCUAUUAUUAAAUGAAUAAUAUUUCCAAAGGCCACGUAGUAUGUGCCUUUAAAACCCUGGCCAAAGAAGCUUUCCUUUGUUCCUUCUCCUGUGGGCCCGCUGAUUAUAGCAGCAAAUGGUCGCUAGGUGGCGCUGUUGCUCCACCAAAAACCUCCAAGUUUUCCAACUUGACCGCGCUGACGUCACGCCAGUCUGAAGCAUCAAGGCCACUUCCACGCUGCUAUUGGUCUGAAAAUCACAUGACAUGUCUCCCAGCAUCCAUAAUUAUGUUACUGAUAUUUUUGCACCCCCCUCCGAAAGAUGUCAGCAUCUUACUGUCCUUAUUCUCCCGGAGAAAUCCCGUAGUUCAGACCAGUGGAACCCAUCAAACGAUCACUGUUGCCAAAUGCAAAAUGUCAUGUCCGAAUAACAUAGCGCCCGGUAAGUUCUUGAUGGAUUCUGUAAUAGGAGGAUCAUCUUCCUUCAGGGGUGAGGGUUAUUCCAGCAGCCCCGGAAUGUACAUCCACACAGCUGCAGAGUACGGAUAUUCAGUGAUGAGAAACAUUGGGAAGGUUGGACCGUCUUCUCUCUCCAAAAGAGACGAGGUUCCUCCGGGCGGCCCGCCGCUCGGCGGCUUCCAGGAUGCGCCCUACCUGUCAGCACAGAUGGCCACAUGGACCCCGGGCUGCAAAACCAGCAGGGAGGAACAACCUGUUGCCCAGUGUUUACAGCCGUGCUCGUUUCCAGCGGGCAACGUCAAAGAGGAGGCGUUUUGUUGCCUCUACCAGGAUGACAGCAAUAAGGGGAAGCAGACAACAGAGCCGGCCACCUACAUCCGGCUUGGGGACAAUAGCUGCCGGCCUGAGCAAACUGCCGCCUCGUCCAGCGACUGCUUCCAUGUGUACAAUGCGGAGAGGCCGCAACAGGACGAGCCGCAGUUCCCCUCCGGUUUCCCUCUGACCCACUUGGCGACAUCUGUUGAAUCAACAACAGAAUCAACAUUACGUUGCAGCCGGUCGGCGCAGGAAGCGGCGCGAGGGCUUUCACAGACUGACGAGACUCAGAGCAGGAAGGAGGAGAAGGCCAAGAGUGACAGCUGCUCAGAGAACUCUGACGGGGAAUCAAAAGAUGAUUUAUCCGCGGGAAAGACGACGGGAAGCUGGUUAAAAGCUAAAAGUGGAAGAAAAAAGCGCUGUCCCUACACAAAGCACCAGACUCUGGAGCUGGAGAAGGAGUUUUUGUUCAACAUGUAUCUGUCUCGGGAGCGCCGCCUGGAGAUCAGUCGGAGUAUCAACCUGACCGACAGACAGGUCAAGAUCUGGUUUCAAAACAGACGCAUGAAGCUCAAGAAGCUCAACAGAGAGAGCCGAGAACGGGAGCAGAGUGCAGUUUACAACUUCUCCUGAAGGAUCUCACCCACGCAGACAGACGUUCAUUUAUGCACCCACAGAUACACAUACACUCACGCAUAGCGGGGAUGGGAACAAAUAUAAUAUACAUGCAUGUGUCAUCUUAUAAUAACUGAAUAGCCAUUUAUUAUUUUUCUCCUUUGUGCGCGCGCACACACACACACACACACACACACACACACACACACACACACACACACACACACACACACACACACACACACACACACACACAGAUGCCGCAACUUGCAACAGCAUUGGAACAAUUAGGGCAAAAUACCUCGACACAAUAUUUAAACUAUAAAAUGAAGCAAACGAACCCUGCACGCGCGCAGGCCACUGUGGAGACGCUUAACGGAUGUUUUGCAGCCUCCUGGUUGGUGUCUGCUGCUGUGUAACAUGCAUGCAUACGAUGAUACUGAGCUCUGUCAUGGCAAACGAUUCCAUAACAAUAAACGGAGGAGGAAACGGAAAGGUAUUACCAACUUUGUCCUUCCCCUGGCAUAGUGUUGAAAAUGAGAGGGAGGGAGAGACACUGCGGAUGAGAGACGGAGAUCAUGGCAGUUUUAAUAGAAGUGAGAGACCAUAACGUUGAUUUAAAUAUUAUCCAGGUGACCACAGUAAGUCGAGGUCAUAAAAUUCUAAUGUCAGGUUCGCCCUGGAAAGCGUUGGGGGUGGAUUUUAUGAUCUGCAAAUAUAAUGUGCUGCAGCAGUAAAGAUGCAUUUAAAGGUGUGCGUGGAGGAGGGCUAAUCCACACAGCAGACACUGCGAUGUGCGGGGUCCAGGCGAGGCGCUGGGCUGCGGGGAGCAGCCGCUUCCCCCCCGGGAUAAUGGAGCUUCAUGGGAGCAGAUGAUAAGAAAGAUGGUGGAUGGGAGCAAAGCGGCGGCUGCAGGAGCAAUAACAACAAGCAUCACGGCAAACACGUGGAUAACUAACGCACCGUGCGGGCGCGUGCAGGACGCAAGUGAAGCCCCCCCUCCCUUUGGCGGCAGUGCAACUGGAUGAGACAGUCUGGAAUCCAAAGUCACUUUCAUUCAGCUCUGUGAAUGAGUGUCUCUCUUGGAAUGCCCCACUAAGACUUUACAGCGCCGAAACAGCCCCGAGAGCUGCAGAGAUGCGCCCUAAAACCAUAUACACAUAAAGCAAUUUAUUCCUCUUUGUAGUGGCCUACAGGAACUGAAACCUGUGGCCAGCCACUCAGGGACAGCUCACGAAGUGUUACUGCCAACGGCUUUUCUCCUGUUUUCACGCGCAUUCUGGUUUUCAUGUGAUACACAGGAACAUGGACAUCAUGGAGUUUUUUAUUAAAUCAAACUUUUAUUACCAGGGAAAUUAACUUUUGUCACUUUCGGGAAAUUUUCAAAAAGGAAAAUAAUUCUAAAUUUGUAAUAUUUCGAUCAUUAACAUUGAAAGGGGACCAUAUGUGUGGCUUGUAAAAACAACUUUUAAAAACAUAUUAACAUUAUUAUUAAUAUCUGAAAUAAUUUUCUCCUAUUGCAUUGAUUUUUUAUUUUUCUCCACAGGGAAGCAACAUUUAUGAUAAAACAAAAAUCUACCUAGACUUUUGGAAAAUGAAAUAAUUUUCAUAGCAGAAAUAUUUUGCUCUUUUAGCUACGAAAGACGUUUUCGUAUCGUUCUUCAGAAACUUAAUCACAGGCCUCACUCAUUUUUAUUGAACAGUGGGCUUCUGAACUUGUACUAUAGAUAUAAACAGUGUAUGUGUGGAUGGUUUUAACCAAAGUGCUAACGUGUAGCUGUAGCCUGUGGUACCGUUAUAGUAGCAAAGAUAAACACGUGGCUGCAUCUCACUGCCUCGGUUGUGCGAUGCUGUUCAGAGGACGAGCCUUUAUAAAUAAAAUUAGAUGUUCAUGAGGAUUUACCGUGUGUAAUAUGACUCGAAUACACAUUGAUAUAAGUCACUAAUUGAUUCAUGCUGCGCCGUGCGUAAAAAGCAAGAUUUAAUUGAAAGCUUUGGGUUGUGUAGUGGUGCAUUUAUCGUGUUUUAUUUAGAGAAAGCACAUUCCCGAAGCUCGCAGCUUAUGGAUAAUACAGCAUCACGUCAGAACCAACACACGUCAGAACAGAUUGUCUCAUGCUUAGAGAAACACUAAACACUUCCGGUUGAGCUACUGUCUGUCGCACAUCCGAGCAAGUUCGAGGUGGUCUACAUUCAAAAGCAAUAUCACCACGGCGCUGCAUUUAAUAUUUUCCUACAGGACUUUUUCAAACUUGGCCUUUUUAUAUGUUUUGUCAGCCAGGGGUGUGUUUGUGAGGGCGGGGCCAUGUGUGGAGGCAUCUUAGAUCUGACAAUAUGUUCCAUUACUCACUACGUUGUAGUCGCGUCAACGUGACAGUACGUGUCUGUCGGUUUAGGGAAGUUACGUUCCCGUGCAUAGCUGAGGUCGUUUGUUUGGUUCAUCAGGAAAUACACAAACUGGUUGCGCUGUUCGCAGCAGAGUCCAAAGUUCAGCCUCACCUGACAGCGAGGAUGAAUCACUGUCAUCUGUCUCUGCAGUUCAUACGCUGAUGUCUGAAGAUUUGGUCUUUUAUUACGUGCAGUUCCGUUGAUUAUCUUAAUUUGCAGUUAUUUUUUUUCUAUGGGGAAUUUGAUAUUGGACUGAAGAUCCGUAAAGUCUUCCCUAGUAAUUUAUACUAUGUGGCGUCAGUGCACCGCGGCACCUCGGUUACACCCAAACGGAGACUCGCCGUGGUGUUUUUGUCCGGUAGCGUCUCCUGAAAUAUAAAAAUUUAAAGCUGUAAUGAAAAAGAUCAAAUCUGAAACAAAAACAACCCUGUCCGCCUCAGCAGAGCUGCUGUAAACAUGCGACAGAGAGCCCAUCGGCAUGUCGCCUGCGUCAUGCUGUCCAAGCAUAUAGUCGUCUAAAAUGGAUUUGUUCUGUUCUUAUGAAUGGAGUGCUUUAUCGAGUAGUAGACAAAAUCUUGGAGGCGGCAUUGUCCUUGAUUGAUCAUCAGUUUCAUGCAUCGUUUCUGAUUAAUUGAACUUUCAUAAACAUUUGAAUCAGUUUGCAUUUGAUGAUUAAACAUAACAUCCAGUACAGACUUGUGUGACGUGAUGCUUCAGAAGCAACUUGGUAAUUUUGUAUUAUAAAAAUAAAAAAAUCUUCACUUUUUCAUUAAACCAUGGACGAUGCUAAAUUAUUAACAGACUGAUAUUUUUAAUGGCUUUUACUUGUGUGUUGUUGCUUUCUGUGCUAAUUGUUAUCUGCUGGUGGUUGUGCGU